This is a messenger RNA of Pelobates cultripes (western spadefoot toad), 418 nucleotides long. The record is from the annotation of a GenBank genome assembly. NCBI's taxonomy places the organism in Eukaryota, Metazoa, Chordata, Amphibia, Anura, Pelobatidae.
CCAGCCAGAGCCAGAACAAUUACCAUCAUUCACAGCCAGGCAGAGCGAGAACCAUUACCAUCAUUCACAGCAAGGCAGAGCCAGAACCAUUACCAUCAUUCACAGCCAGGCAGAGCGAGAACCAUUACCAUCAUUCACAGCCAGGCAGAGCCAGAACAAUUACCAUCAUUCACAGCCAGGCAGAGUGAGAACCAUUACCAUCAUUCACAGCCAGGCAGUGCGAGAACCAUUACCAUCAUUCACAGCCAGGCAGAGCCAGAACCAUUACCAUCAUUCACAGCCAGGCAGAGUGAGAACCAUUACCAUCAUUCACAGCCAGCCAGAACCAUUACCAUCAUUCACAGCCAGGCAGAAUGAGAACCAUUACCAUCAUUCACAGCCAGGCAGUGCGAGAACCAUUACCAUUAUUCACAGCCAG